Messenger RNA from Ornithodoros turicata, 4706 nucleotides. It is a transcript of the gene trh, whose product is annotated as protein trachealess-like. The transcript is spliced from 16 exons. Gene Ontology annotation, biological process: regulation of transcription by RNA polymerase II. NCBI's taxonomy places the organism in Eukaryota, Metazoa, Arthropoda, Arachnida, Ixodida, Argasidae. The coding region runs from base 638 to 3316 and encodes 892 amino acids. The record is from RefSeq and is a predicted model, not a curated record. Gene Ontology annotation, molecular function: DNA-binding transcription factor activity, RNA polymerase II-specific; RNA polymerase II transcription regulatory region sequence-specific DNA binding; protein dimerization activity.
ACGAGGGAGCGUCGCGACGUUCGUAACGUCGAACGCCCAACGCAGUUCCAACGCGUGCGGGCUACAGUGUUGGCUUUCCCCCCCCUUUUCUCCCUCUCUCUUUCCCUUCCUCUUCACGCACUCGCUGGUGUUUCUUUCUCUAUUUUUUUUGUCCCUUUUACUUUUUUUUUCUCGUCUUCGCUCGACCGUCCUUCGCGAAGUUCGCACGCGAGGAGUAUUCGGUCUGUGUGAUCGGUUGUCUAUCCCGUGUGAGCGCGCGAGCUCGCGCAGCCGCGUGCAAGUUAUUUUGGUUCAGUUUUUUUUUCUUCCCCGUGUGGUGUGCUGUUGGAAUGUCUCAUAUCUUCGUGGUUUGAAGAAGCAAAAAGGUUCGAGGUAGCUGUGUGGUUUGGUUUGAGUGGUGGAAAAGAAGUGGAGCUUUCUCUGUUUUUUGUUUGGUGUCGUGAGGAUUUGUUGUCGACGGCGGAAAUUCGGCGGCGUCAGCGGUGGCUGGCAAUGACGACGUCGUCGACUAUGAUCUCGACGGCGUCGGAUGUGGAGUGCGAUGUGCUUCGUAAACGUCGGAGGCGUCGAGAGUGAGAGGGUUCACGUGAGUUAGUGACUGCACAGCGUCAACGCGUGCAGCAGCUGCACGUUCACCAUGCAACACCAUCAUCCGAUGGCGGACGGGUACGGCGCUCUUCCCAUGGACCUGCACGUGUCUUCACAGGGGUACCAUCCUUACUUCAGGUACCUCGACUCAUCCAUGGUCAUGAAGGCAGGCGGAGACGAUGGGACAGGAGCAGCCGUCGUCCAAUCACGUAUCCUUGAGAUGCGCAAGGAGAAGAGCCGUGAUGCGGCUCGUUCCCGGCGCGGCAAAGAGAACUACGAGUUCUACGAGCUGGCCAAGAUGCUGCCGUUACCUGCGGCCAUCACAAGCCAGCUGGACAAGGCCUCCAUCAUCCGACUCACCAUCUCCUACCUCAAACUCAGAGACUUCUCACAGCACGGCGAUCGACCAUGGUCUAGGGACCUGCCUCCUACUUCUUCCCAAUCUUCAAAGGCACUCAAAGGUCCUCUCCGUGGUCGAUCGAUGGCAAAUUUCGCCAUGGAUAUCUUCGAACAGCAUCAAGGCACACAUAUCUUACAGUCAUUGGACGGCUUCACGUUCGCUCUGGCAGCCGACGGAAGAUUCUUGUACAUAUCGGAAACAGUGUCCAUCUACUUGGGCCUUUCUCAAGUGGAAAUGACUGGUAGUAGCGUGUUCGACUACAUCCAUCAACAAGAUCAUGCCGAGCUGGCCGAGCAACUGGGGAUCAACCUGUCUCAGUCUCUGUCUUCCCCUUCCGGUGGGUCAGGUGGUUCGGACGAUGGUUCAUCGACGCCAAACUCUCUCGAUAGGCCUGCUCCUGUGAUGACUCUCGGUGCCAGCGCAGCAUACAAGGGUUUGGAACGGUCCUUCUGCAUUCGCAUGAAGUCUACCCUUACUAAGCGAGGCUGUCACUUCAAGUCGUCGGGCUACCGGGUAGUACUAGUGCUGUGCCAUUUACGGCCGCAGUACGCGUUCUCACCAAGCCGGAGUAACAAGCAGCCACCCAACCUCAUGGGCAUGGUGGCCAUGGCGAUUGCACUGCCUCCGCCCUCAGUCAACGAAGUACGUCUCGAGAGCGACAUGUUCGUCAUGCGGCUCACAUUCGACUUUCGAGUCGCACACUGCGAACCCAGGAUAUCGGAACUCCUGGAUUACACACCUGAAGACAUCACAGGAAGGAACAUGUACUCUCUCUGCCACGGCCAGGACGUUCAGAAGCUUAGGAAGUGUCACGUUGAUUUAAUGAACAAGGGACAAGUAAUGAGCAGCUAUUACCGGCUCAUGAACAAGAACGGCGGCUACACCUGGGUCCAAACGUGCGCUACAGUCAUCUGCAAUAACAAAAACUCGGAGGAACAGAGUAUCAUAUGUGUCAACUAUGUCAUCAGCAGUGGUAUUGAGUACGAGAACUGCAUAAUGGACAGCAGCCAGCUUCGCGGUGCAAGCGACGUCAAGCCAGAUGACCCCAACAACUCUGAAAGAGGAUCCACGCCUGACAAUGAUGGGCGAGACGACCACUCGCCUCGAGACCCGGAGCCCAGGCCUUCGCCAAAGUCACACGAAACUCAUUCUCUAGGGGGCCAAGACGGCACAGCCUCAGCGGAUCACCUUACGCAGCUUGGCACAGUCAACAAGGUCGAAGCCCUCAGGAGUUCCGCUAAGAUACGAGGAUCUCGUGCAAUGGACUCUAAUUAUGCUCCGGUGAACUGCAACACGUACAUCGACCCUUACCAGCAGGAUGUUGUCUGUAGUGUAACAGACCCAUCACCCGCCCCUAUCCCUAAGAACCUCCGCAAGCGGCCGGCCGAAGACGGCAACUGUCGCAGCAGCCCCAAGUCACGGCCAGGCAGCCGAUCUAGUCUUCAGCCACUGCAGCCCAGUAGUCCCGCUCGCAGCCUACCAUCCUCAGACCAGCCGAGCGCUCCUGGUUUUCUUCACCGAGACGAAGACAGGGGUGCAGGAUCCUGCUCCCCUCCGGGAGCUUGCGAUGACUCCUGUGAUGGUCCUGACGGCCUGUCGCGACCCUGGAAGGCAGGCGGCGGAAGCUCGAACCAGAAUUCUACCGAGGCCUCCAGCUUAACGGUGAGAGAACUCGAAGACGCGAUGAAGAAACACCUCCCUGAAUCGAGAGGUCUUAUUGGCGGUCCUUCGCCACCUCAGAGACCUUCAGCAGCGACGAUCCAGUGGAUCGGAGGCCCUCAAACGACGGGAACUGCAGGACCCCCUCCGCCGCUGCCGGCGUCAACCUUACUUCGCCAGCUGUACGUUAGCAGAGAAUCGGUGAUACGAUCCGGUUCUCAUGUUAGCGGUUCAUCGCGGCCGACGUACUACGGAGACGUUCCGACACCACCUGAAGGGCCCUGGGGCGCGGCAGACGCGUUCAUGCUGCCGGGCAAAGACGGGACUCCUUACGGUGUCUUACCCUACCCCGGCUACGUCGAUGCACCUCCACCCCCAUUUUCCGCUGUCACUCCUCCGUCGUCUGUCUCGCCAAGGGAUAGCAAGCUAGGCUUAGCGGAAAGCCCGGCAUUCUCGGAAGCAGCAGCGGCGGCCGCGGCGGCGGCGAUGCCGCACAUGAGACACUACGUUGCGGCAGCGGCAGCGGAACUACCGCUGAAGCCACAAGUACUGGUGCAUCCUGGUGGACUGGACUAUGCGACGCAACAAGAGCAGCAACUCUACACCAGUGGCUUUCAUUUGUACGGCAAACCGAACGGUGGUUGGUACGCGCAACAACCGAACUCUUAGUCGUACUAGACUUUCUUUAAAAAAAAAUAUCCAACACCGGUGUUGAAGAUUGAGGCAGCUGAUGGUGAUGAGUUCGGCUGCUAUGGAGACUUUUUGUGUGGCUUUUAAAACUAGGUGGAGCGGGUGUCUCAGUUUCGGCUGCUAGCCACGAUGUACACCAAAAGUACAUUCCCAUUGUCAUUCCACAAUUACCAUUCUGUGAUGAUCAUCAGAGAUAGAGGGAGUGAUCUUAGUGUGCCCUUUAGUUACCCUGAGGGAUCAACUUGCGAAAACUGACGAAGGCCUAUAUUUUUUUUCUAUUUUAUGUAAAACAGAGUGGCUUACGUGUCGCAGGAACUUAAAAAAUACAGCCACGUAAAUAUUUUACUGAUACAGUGCUGUUUCAAUAUUUCCUCAGAUUUUUUUUUUUUUUUGAAGAUCAAAACCUGUACUCAGUGUUGGCGGAAAACGAAAAGGAGAGAAAUACCAUUUUGAUCGCGAGACCGCGAGGGUUUACUUUCUCUCUGAAGAUGUGCUACCCCAUACGAUUACUCGGUUCACCAUCCAUUCCUUUUCUCAAUUGUUGCAUAAAAACAAUAAAAUAACGAAAGAAUAACCUAAGGAAAGAUUACCCGCGAUCAUAUGAAGUAUGAAUACUUUGCAAACCGGGAAGAAAUCAACAAAAUGGUUUUCAAAUUGAAUGCCUGAUUUAAUAACCCAAUCGCUUUCCCUCAGUGCGUGAUGUAAAUAGACCCUGUAAAUGAACCCACUGCGUUGGUUUAUAGGCGUUUUUUUUCCUUUUCCUUUGUUUCCUUCUAUUGUUCAUAGUAUCUGGUGGGAAUUUUUUUCACUUUGUGACCAAUUCGCUUCAGGAUGGAAAUCUGGAUCCCCGAAUUUUUUUUGUUCGUGUGCAUAAUGUUUCCGUGUGGAGAAUAUUGUGAUAUAGAAAAGAAGUUUAUAUAUUACUCAAAAGAAAAAAAAAACUAUCUAUGUAGUAAAUAUAUAGAUCUUAUGAAGCAGAAACACCGCACGAAAACGGAAAAAAAAUGAAACAAACAAAUCUAAUGUUUUUACGAGACUGAAAACAUGCAUUCACGUUCUGUUUCCAAGAAGAUUUGGAUGAUUUUCUUUCUUUUUUGAAAAGUUUCGCAAAAUGUGCUGGAGCAAGUUCGGCACAUUGCGGAGAGCCUGUUUGUGUGCAUCGACGACUUGAAGCAGAUGUAGUGAAUUGAGUAUUGUCUAUGUAAAUACACUUAGCAGCUUCUCUUGCUCCCAGCAUUCUCUUUGCCCCUCGGCAUGUCACGAAAAAGUCAAAAAAGGUUCUCGUGAGUAGAAAAAAAAAUUCUAUCGACACAGGUUACGUGUCUUCUUGCGACUGGAAGGCGUGGAAAUAAACAAAAAUGUUGAGUGA